Molecule: messenger RNA, 2526 nt
Organism: Saccharomyces cerevisiae S288C
Lineage: Eukaryota; Fungi; Ascomycota; Saccharomycetes; Saccharomycetales; Saccharomycetaceae
Gene: PSP1
Product: Psp1p
Exons: 1
Coding region: 1-2526 (841 amino acids)
Cellular component (GO): mitochondrion; cytoplasm
Source: RefSeq, marked reviewed
AUGGACCUCCCAACUGUUAAUAGCACAACAAGCAUUUCCGACAAUGUGGAUUUAAAGAACUACUAUGAGGACUUGCUUUUCAAGAAUAACAGCGGAAAAUCGCUAUCCGAUUUACCCCGUAAACUGAAUGAUAACUCCAAUAAUUCAGGAAGUGAUACGGUUGAUCCGCUUGCUGGCCUGAAUAAUUUGAGAAACUCAAUAAAAAGUGCGGGAAAUGGUAUGGAAAACAGGAGGACUUUUGACGAUAUUGAUUUUAUGGGUAGGUUUCCGUAUUUGCCACCAGUGCCAAAUCAACAACAGCAACCGUUUUCUCACCAGAACGGGUUCAUUCAAGAACACCCUUCCAGUAAUUUGACCUCUUUUCAAAUGUCUUCGUCUAAUUCAGAGCCGAUGUCCGCACCGCCCAUUUCAUCCAAUAACAAUAAUUUAAACUCUACUCAAAUGGGUAAUUAUCAAGCUCAACAACGGUCGUUCCCGCAAUUUAAUGGAAAUUCAUUUCAUUCAAAUGGAAACGACCUAAUGGGGAAUCGGAUGGAUUCAGACUACAUGCGUUUAAUGAAUAAAACAAACAUAGGUUUUACUUCCAAUAGCGGCAGCAAUUUUGCUGCCCCAUCACACAGUGCUGGCAACCCAUCUAGUAUGAACAACCAACAAGUACCAUCAUUUAAUUGGCAACAGCCAUCUCAUCCAGAGUCUACCAUUAGGAGAUCCUCCUACAUAUCAGAUACUCUAAUCAACCAUCAAAUGCCUGACGCUCGGCAAAAGCAAACAUCCCAAGUGCAGCAGCAACACGCUCAAGGUUUCAAUCUUUUCAAUAGCAGAUUCAACUAUGACAACUUGAACUCAACCCAUUUGACCGCCAAAGGUGUGCCCGAGUUUGGAAAUGGUGUACAACCUCCGUAUCCUUAUGAUAACGAGCCUAAUAAUGCCAGUAUCAGCAAUAGUAAUAACAACAACAACAGUCACAAUAUGGUUCCAAUGCAACAGUUUCGCCGGAAUACACAACCGGUAGCGAGCUUCAAUCCAUCCCUUCCUACUUUUCAACAACAACAGCAACAACCACAACAACCACAACAACCAAGAAACGUUAAUGUACCUACUUCUUUCAAUGGCGAACGUGUUGAUGAUGUUCAGCUUGUUCAACUUCAAAGAAGCAGUUCUGUCCCUUCUUCUACAAACUCACAUAACCUUCAGAACGAGAACAGCAAUGAAGGAAAUGUAUCUUUGGACAAUGGUUUAGUUUUAAUUCAGGGUAAACACUUGACUUCGUCCAAAACCUUACACGAUUUAUACAGCGACUGUGGCAGCGGCUAUUUUGCUAGCUCUGCAGUUUUUGAAUUCACAGAUAAUAUUAAGAAAAUGCUGAAGUUGCACGAUUCUAAUGAAAGUUACGACGCGAAGAACAUGGGCUUAAUCGAUGAAGAAGGUAAUACAUACCAAUCUUUAUUAAAUUUCUUGGACAUUUUAAGAAGUUGCAACAUGAAUUACGUUAAUGAUCCAGAGUCGAAUAAUGGAAUUGUUUCCAAUAAUGGAGGCAAUAAAAAUAGGAGGAAGGGCUCUUUCACAACAGAACUAUCAUGCAGGAAUGCUAAUAACUCCUUUUUACCUUAUACACCAUUGGUACUGGUUGCUUUGAAAAAUGGGAAACUUGAACUACUAUCUACUCCACAAGCUACCAAUUUGUUGUUAAAGAGAGGUGACUUGGUUAUUAUUGAUGGUGACCGUGGAAGGGAUUUAGUAUUGGUUGUUGAGCCCUCUGUCGAUUUGAAUUUAGCAUUAUUUAUAAAUUUUCUGAAAAAGAAAAUUCACUUUGACUCUUUAAUUACAAGUGAGUCACAGCACUAUCGCAAUGAUGAGUUUAUUCAAAUGUUGAUUGACUCAAAAAAUGGGCAAAAGAAAAAAUUAAAUCCCAAAUUGUAUGAUGUUGUUGAAUUAACUGAGUUAAUCAUACCAUCUAAACAAGUCUUACGUUUUGCCACCCCGUGGGAGGUAACAACGAAUUUGCACAAUAAAUUUGAAGAUGAAUUAAAAGCCUUGCAUAUUGCUCAGAGUAAAUUACAAGCGUUAAAUGAUAAUUCAAAAUCUCAAAAUACAAAUGACAGUUCUUCCAAUAAUUUUACGAAUGCUGCAACUUAUUCAAAGCCUAAAUUGAAUAUCAAGAUUUUAAACGCAGAAUUCCAAUUUGAUAGAAAGAAAUUAACGUUUUACUACGUUUGUGAGGAGAGAAAUGAUUUUAGAGACUUGAUAAAAGAGCUGUUCAAAUAUUACAAGACAAGAAUUUGGUUGUGUGCCAUCCCGAAUAAUCUGUCUAUUGAUUCUAAGUAUUAUGAUAAACAACAAAAAGAGCUGAAAUUAUAUCAAAACAUAGUAAAAAAUUACAAUGCUGAAGAUUUAAUGAAUGUCAAUGAGUUUUCGCAGAACAGGGGGAAUAACAGAGUUAAUUUUGCACCUCCGUUGAACGAAAUUGAACUCGACAACUUUCAGAUUGCUGUGUAUGAAGAAUUAGUUCACGAAUUAUUUCAUUAA